Pongo pygmaeus (Bornean orangutan) is the source of this 1008-nucleotide messenger RNA. Its product is annotated as olfactory receptor 4S2-like. Gene Ontology annotation, molecular function: olfactory receptor activity; G protein-coupled receptor activity. Gene Ontology annotation, biological process: G protein-coupled receptor signaling pathway. The record is from RefSeq and is a predicted model, not a curated record. Lineage: Eukaryota; Metazoa; Chordata; Mammalia; Primates; Hominidae. Gene Ontology annotation, cellular component: membrane.
AUGCGGUGGGACCACACUCAAGAAAAAGUCCAGGAGAACCAGAGUCACUCCACCAGUCCUGCCUGGGGCCCCAUGAAAGUGGCCAACAAUGUCACUGAGUUUAUAUUCCUGGGACUUUCCCAAGAUUCUGGAACGCAAUUUAUGUUCUUUGUCUUAUUUCUCCUCUUCUAUGUCGUGAUCGUGGUGGGAAAUUUGCUCAUUUUGCUUAUGGUCUUUUCUGACCCCCGACUACACACGCCCAUGUAUUUCUUCGUCAGUAACCUGUCUUUUGUGGACAUUGCCUAUUCCUCGGCCACAGCACCCAAGAUGAUUGCAGACUUUGUUUCUGAGAAAAAGACUAUUUCCUACUGGGGCUGUAUAACUCAGAUGUUUACCUUCCACUUUUUAGGUUGUGCUGAGAUUUUUGUUUUGACUGUCAUGGCUUUUGAUAGCUAUGCUGCUAUCUGCCAACCACUCUGUUACACUGUCAUAAUGAGUGCUAAUGCUUGUACUGUGCUGGCAUCACUGUCCUGGUUGGGGGCCCUGGGUCAUUCCUUUGUUCAGACUCUCCUGACCUUCCAGCUGCCCUUCUGUAAUGCUCAGGUUAUAGACCAUUACUUUUGUGAUGUCCACCCAGUCCUAAAACUUCCCUGUGCUGAUACAACUCUGGUAAACAUGCUGGUAGUUGCCAACAGUGGUCUCAUCUCCCUAGGGUGUUUCCUCAUUCUUUUGGCCUCCUACACAGUCAUUCUGUUUAGUCUUCGAAAACAGUCUGCAGAGAGCCGAUGCAAGCUCUCUACCUGUGGAUCUCAUCUGACUGUAGUAACUUUCUUCUUUGUUGCGUGUAUCUUUAUUUAUCUCCAUCCAUCCACUACUUUCCCAUUGGAUAAAGCUGUGUCUGUGUUCUAUACCACCAUCACCCCAAUGUUGAACCCACUCAUCUAUACUCUGAGGAAUGAGGAUGUAAAGAAUGCCAUGAGGCAGCUAUGGAGUAGCAAGAUCUCCUUGAAGGAAAAGCAGAGAGGAUAG